GCAAGUUCAAAUAUCGAUCGCGUCGGUGGGUGGUCGAGGCGGAAUUUAUAGGUCACGUUAAAAAUGAGCCUGAAAAACGCGGCAAAAAUGACCCAACGUGAGAAAUUCGAGUUAAUUAACUCGGAAGUGCGUUCAUUCUACGAGUAUUGUAAGGAGGCAGGAAUGUCAGAUGAGGACAUGGAUAUAAUAUGUCGCCCAUUAACAUCGGCAGUGAGGAAAGCAUCCAUUAAGAGAUGGACCCGCACGUUUCUGUUUGUAGUGAUGGUGUUGGCUAUCGGAUACACGGUGAGCCAGACGGACAGUUUCCAGUGGCACGCGGCCGCUCUUGCCCGGAUGCUGCUAAUUCGAUUACUUCCUAUCUGGGACUGGACUCCGCUGUAUUAUAAUAAAUGCCUGAUCCAGAGGUCGCAACCCCACAACUUGGACAACGAUCUGAUUUCUCCCGCAGAUUGUAUAUCAUGUGAAUCCAUUCAGACAAUUGCCCGCGUAUCUGAUUCCAAUUACAACGAGGUGUUCAACCACCACCUUCUGCGCGGCGCGCCCGUCAUUGUGGAGGAUGCGCACUACGACUGGUCUCUGUCAAGAGACCUCAACCUGACCAGCUUCAUCGGCGACGACGACCGCUUGCGAGACUCCGUGCCUUGCCGCGUGCUCACCAACAUCCGCCUCGGCCGCCAACCCAUGGACCUCGAGGAGAUCGUCUCCAGGAUCACCAGCACCAGCAUACCCAGUUGGUUCGUGCACUUCCAGAACUGUGACAUUCGCGCAGUCAAAUCGUUCCGACUUCUCGCGCCCAGACCUUACUUCCUCUCCCCCCAUAUCCCUCCUUCUCACUUCAACUGGCUACUCCUUUCCAAGAAUUAUGACACUCAUAGAUAUAAGUUUCUGGAACUGGAUGUUGGUCUAAUCAUAAUGUCGCAGCUGAAAGGCAAGAACUUUAUACAACUAAAGCCGCGGGCGCCGUGCGAAGACAUCUGUUACACUUUGAAUUUGGAACUCAUAGAGGGGGAAACCCUAGUUCUAGCCAACUCCCUCUGGGAGGUCGAGUACCGGCCCAGUAAGGGGGAAAAUGUUGCCAUGCUCACGGAGACCGACUGGCUGGAAUCAUAAUACAUCAUUUAUGUA
Molecule: messenger RNA, 1125 nt
Organism: Papilio machaon (common yellow swallowtail)
Lineage: Eukaryota; Metazoa; Arthropoda; Insecta; Lepidoptera; Papilionidae
Exons: 2
Coding region: 64-1110 (348 amino acids)
Source: RefSeq, a predicted model, not a curated record